Messenger RNA from Mesitornis unicolor (brown roatelo), 811 nucleotides. It is a transcript of the gene SERGEF, whose product is annotated as secretion regulating guanine nucleotide exchange factor. Lineage: Eukaryota; Metazoa; Chordata; Aves; Mesitornithiformes; Mesitornithidae. The transcript has 8 exons. The annotation marks the transcript as partial. The record is from RefSeq and is a predicted model, not a curated record.
AUGGAGCCGGUGCUUUUUGCAUGGGGUGCAAACAGUUAUGGACAACUUGGUCUUGGUCAUAAAGAGGAUGUGCUGGUACCUCAGCCACUGAAAAAUGUUUCCUGCAAAUGUCAAGACAUUAAAAGCAUUACUGGAGGAGGGGGACAUUCUGCAGUUAUCACUGGUGCGGGAGAACUCUUUGUAUGUGGCCAUAACAAAGAUGGGCAGUUGGGAUUGAAUCACACGGAGGAUAUACUGCAUUUUACUUUGUGCACUGCUGUGUCCGGCUUUUGUGUAAAACGAGUUGCCUGUGGCUGGGAUUUUACAAUCAUAUUAGUAGGAUCUGGCCUAGUUCUGUCCUGUGGGUCUAACUCUUUUGGACAGUUGGGAGUUCCUCAAGUACCAAGUCCAUGCUUGAUUCCACAAAAGAUUGAGUCUCUCAAAGAGAAGGUGGUGGAUGUUGCUGCAGGGCUGAGACAUUCCCUUGCUGCUACAGAGAGCGGUUUGGUGUUCCAGUGGGGAACUGGCAUGGCAUCUCGGGCAAAGCGUGCAAAUCAAGGAAGAACCCUCCCCCUGUUCUUGACAGCAAAGGAGCCCUGUGAAGUAACAGGCAUGGAAGAUGUAAAGGUGAAGAGGGUUGCUGCAAGCUCCUAUCAUUCGGUGUCACUCACAGAUGGAGGAGACCUGUAUGUCUGGGGUAGCAACAAACAUUGGCAGCUGGUGAGCAAAGAGAUCUUUCUUGUUGAGCCCAAGAAGAUUGAGACUGAAUUUUUUUCACAUGACAAAAUUGGAGCAGUUUGGAGUGGCUGGACCCACUUGGUGGCACAAACAG